Micropterus dolomieu (smallmouth bass) is the source of this 1981-nucleotide messenger RNA. It is a transcript of the gene rcn1, whose product is annotated as reticulocalbin 1, EF-hand calcium binding domain. Gene Ontology annotation, cellular component: endoplasmic reticulum. NCBI's taxonomy places the organism in Eukaryota, Metazoa, Chordata, Actinopteri, Centrarchiformes, Centrarchidae. Gene Ontology annotation, molecular function: calcium ion binding. The transcript has 6 exons. Bases 367 to 1335 code for a protein of 322 amino acids. The record is from RefSeq and is a predicted model, not a curated record.
GGACGAGGCUGGGCCCUGCCAGAAACGGACACUGUGAUUGGCUGUACGUAAGGCGCCAGAAAAUCCCGGUUUGGUUGCAUCCCUUCCUCAGGAAACUGGACAGGAUAGCCUAAAACCUUAUGAGUGGAGACUGUAGGUGUUCUCAGUGGACCUGUCUGCAACCUCAGGUGCUUUUUGCAGAGUUUGACUACUGGAUGCAGCGGCAACAUUGUUGCGCACCGCUGCUGAAGAGAGGAAGAAAGGUUAGUGUGUCUCGGUGCGAGCGGUGUAAGUGGCCGCGUAGCCCCUUGCUUAUUGUGCGCUGUAGUGUCACAGGCCCGUUUAGAACUGUUCUAGCCUCAGAGAAGCCAGCUUCAUCCCUGAGUGAUGGACGCCUUCGGCUUCGUGUGUGCUGUUCUCCUGUGCGCCACCGUGGUGCACGGCAAGCCAACGUUAAGAAAGGAAAGGGUCCUUCAUCCGGACCCAGAACUGAGCAGCAGGCCAGCCCAGGAAGACAAUAAAAGCUUCCAGUACGACCAUGAGGCCUUUCUUGGCAAAGAGGAGGCCAGAACGUUUGAUCAGCUCACCCCCGAGGAGAGCCAGGACAGGCUCGGUAAAAUAGUGGACCGGAUAGACAGCGACGCCGAUGGCUACAUCACCACAGCCGAACUCAAGGCUUGGAUAAAACGCGUACAGAAGCGUUACGUAUAUGAGAAUGUGGCAAAGGUGUGGACAGAUUAUGACCUGAACAAAGACAAUAAGAUUUCAUGGGAUGAGUACAAGCAAGCCACAUAUGGAUACUACCUCGCCAACCCAGAGGAGUUUGAGGAUGCAACAGACCAGUUCAGCUUCAAAAAGAUGCUUCCUCGCGAUGAGAGGAGGUUUAAAACGGCUGAUCUAAACGGGGACCUGGCGGCAGACAGAGAGGAGUUCACGUCCUUCCUCCACCCUGAGGAGUUUGAACACAUGAAGGAUAUUGUGGUUCUGGAAACCCUGGAGGACAUUGACAAGAACGGCGACGGACAUGUGGAUGAAGACGAGUAUAUUGCUGACAUGUUUGCUCACGAGGAAGGAGGUCCAGAGCCAGACUGGGUCAAGACUGAGAGAGAACAGUUCUCUGACUUCCGAGACUUGAACAAAGAUGGCAAGAUGGACCAGGACGAAAUCCGCCACUGGAUUAUGCCACAGGACUACGACCAUGCCCAGGCUGAGGCCAGACAUCUGGUGUAUGAGUCUGACCAGGACAAGGACCAGAUGCUGACCAAACAGGAGAUCCUUGAAAACUGGAACAUGUUUGUGGGAAGUCAAGCCACCAACUAUGGAGAGGACCUCACGAAGAACCAUGACGAGCUCUGAGCUCUCAAUGCUGCAUGUGUGAGGAGGGUUGUUGAACAUCUUUGUCUUCAAAGACAGACUCUUGCGCCUCCUGCCACCACCGCAGCCACCACUCCAUCCUUUCUGCUUAAAUAGCAGAACAGAUGUCAGUGUGUUGGAUUGUCAACCAACCCUGUAGAUACCAAACAAGAGGAGGGAUAAUGGUCGGUUCUACCACUAAAACUAAACUAAAACUAAGGGUUCGUCUCGGGUUUUAUAUCUGACAUUCAGGAGCAAAGCUAGACCCAGCGGCCCUACUUUCCACCUUUCAAUGGUGCCUUCCAGCCGCAUCGCCGGCUCAGCUGCCUCAGAGAUCUGUGUAGAUAGUCUUCCUAUCUGUCAAAGCUGAAUGCCGAACUUUACGUGGAUUGUCAGAUACAGGAACAGGUUUUAAUAGCAAUGUGAAACUACAAUGCAGAACAUUUAUUCUGUUUUUAUUUAUUUAUCGAGUAACUUCUGAAAUCUAGGUUUGAGAAGAAUACAGUGUUCACCUACAGAACUUACAAGUAAGACAUGUUUCUUUGUUUACAGUUUUCCUGGUCAAAUCAUUUUAAUGUUCUUUUUGUUUGGAUUAGUGCUUUAAGAACUGUUAAUUAAAUGAUGUUUAAUGGCAUGGUUUUUGCACGCA